Molecule: messenger RNA, 4432 nt
Organism: Vespa mandarinia (Asian giant hornet)
Lineage: Eukaryota; Metazoa; Arthropoda; Insecta; Hymenoptera; Vespidae
Gene: unpg
Product: homeobox protein unplugged
Biological process (GO): regulation of transcription by RNA polymerase II; regulation of nervous system development
Cellular component (GO): nucleus
Molecular function (GO): DNA-binding transcription factor activity, RNA polymerase II-specific; RNA polymerase II transcription regulatory region sequence-specific DNA binding
Source: RefSeq, a predicted model, not a curated record
UUUCUGUUUAUUCCGGUAAGUCGAGUCGAUUCCAAGAAUUUUUAUAGGUCAAUGGAAUACCAUAUAUGGAGCGUCGCCGCGUAAGCAUACUACAUAAAUAUAUGUUGUGUAAAACCGUAAGCGUGUUUAUAUUGGUAAAUUAUUAUAAUUAGCACCACGAUUUAAGGACACAAGUCCUUACAUAAUUGAAGAACGAGUCGCGUUCGUUGAAACGAAUCAUUUUUCUCUCAUAAAGAUAAUUUAUAAAGUUGAUUAAUUAUCCAAAAUUGACAAAGUUUUAAAGAAGAAAAAUCAUGGCGAAAGGAGGAUUGGUUCAAUGCCAAAAUAUAAAUCGUUGCGAGUUCGAUUAUACAGAUAUAGUUUGAUAUUAUGGAUGCAGUAUACGGUGAAAUAAAACAUUCGAUGUCGCUGUGCCACGACGUAAAUCAUAGGUCCUCUCGUACGAAGUAGACGAAUGAAAAGAAAGCAAAAGGAAGCUAUCUAAAAAUAGCAAAGAUCUCGAGUAGAAAUCUCUCGAUUCUCGCGAGAGAGGGACGUCAUGGUUAGGCGAGCAGACGCAACGAAUCCGUUUUGGUCGAGUUUUCCGCGAAUCUCAACUCGGAUAUUUAGGAAUUUGUGCUUUACAAUGCGUUAACUGGCAGUUUGACCAUCUAUGAAAACGCUCGCGUGCUCUCGAUGAAUUCUCGUUUCCGUUUCUUCGUCAGUUAAGCUGCAUAAGUUCGCUUCUUUUGUCGAAGACGUUUGCAUGCACCGUAAAACCUCUCUCCUCUUUAUCUCUGGUAACGCAUCGUAAAACCGUAUCCGCCGUACGCGGAAGUCGAAUGCUUUUCCUGCGCUUAAAAUGUCCGAAAGGUUCCACCUCGAAAAAUUAUUAUUCGCCUAGAUAUUUUUAGCGGAGCGCCUUUCUAUUUACUCGUGCGUUUUAUUUUUUCGGCCAGGAGACACGGUAGGAGACGUUGCGGCGACUCUUCAGCUCGAAAAUUCUCAGCCUGAUGUCUCUCUCUCUCUCUCUCUCUCUCUCUCUCUCUCCCCCCCUUCCCCCUGCCUUUUGGUACGACGCCUUCGUUUAACUUUAGAUUCGGUUAAGCCCAAUUAGAGUCACGUCACGUUAACGAGCAUCGAAAUAACGUCGCCAUUAGCUCGAUGUUAGCGAUUAGUUUGGCUCGAAAACGAGCUAACAAGCUGGAGACUGGAUUAUAAUUUUCCACUACUUUCAAAUCGCAUUAAUCAAGUUUCGUAAUCGAAAAAGAAGUAUCUACAAUUAUCGUAUAAUUACGAGAAGAAGGCUGAUGGACGUAACGCCAACGCAAAUGCGAAUGGAGUUACGGGAUUGGGUGAUGUUUCGUACGUAUGAUGAGAGGACAUCAUCGUUAACGAGCCACGACGCUGUAGCCCACCGAACACGUUCUUCUCCCGCGUAUUUUUAUAGCUCUCACUCGCGAAAGACCAACGUGUUUCCCAUUAGCUCGAUCACCGAGGAAUUCUUAACGAAGGAAAAUGAGGGGAUGAAAAUCGGUGAAAAGAGGAUAAAAUGAACGGACAAAUCGUGAAAAGGAAGUAUGAACGAUAUCAUUGAUAUCGUUGGGUUCGCGAAGGAGACGACCCUUGGAGGAUCGAGUUCACGGAGAAGGUUCAGACGGAGACGAGAUAUCUCGAGAAAAGUGCGAGAGAGCAGCAAGAUGGCGGAUAGGCACGAAUAGGCGGCGUCCCUACGACGUCGUUGGCUGUAGCGUUGGCCAAUGGUUGCGCGAGGAAGGCCUCAAAACGCCACGACCACUGCCAGUCGCGAGUUUGCCCGAGAAGCAGGGACGUUGAGAAGCCGGGACAAACACGAGGAGCGCGACGUCGGGGAGACAGGAAUUAAAAUGCGCCCGACGAGCUUCGCCAGUCACCCGUCGACUCGUGCCCGAUAAGGUCGAUGCACGUUACUUCUCCUCUCGUUGCUUCUUCUCUCUUCCUAUUUUCGCGUGGACUGUGACGUCGUCGUCGUCUCUCUCUCUCUCUCUCUCUCUCUCUCUCUCUUCUCUCUCUCUCCCUCCCUCUGUGUAAAUAUAUCCAUUCAUGUGAUCGAGAGAUGCAAUGAAUUAACAUGUGUCAGGAUGAGGACAAGAGCUUCAAAGUUCUGUGUUGAGAUCCGUGAGAAAUAGGAGGAAGAAGGUAGAUAGAUCGUGCAAACUACGUUCGAUGGAUCCAUGGAUUUAAUGGACGAACGAUAUUUGUGAUUCUUGAAGAAAAAUCGAGAAUCCUGUUGGAAGAUAAUUAAAAUGACGUUCGUUCGAUAGGUCGGACGAUGCAUUUUUUUCGGUGAAAAAGGUUAAAGGGAUUUUUUGAUCGAACAUGGACGUGGAUUCGAAUAUCGAAGAAACGGAGUUGGACGUUGGUUCAGCGAGCGACGAAUUGGAAACGUCGAUCGCCGAAUCUAAAAUCGCUCGACGUCCAACGCCAAAGCCAUUUACCAUCGAGAGUCUUAUAGGAAGUUGCACGGGUGCAAGAGGGAAUUGUACCGGUGACAUCGGUAUGUCGAAGAACGAAAAGACCAAUGGAAAUGAAGAAGGUAGUGAAAGGGAGAGAGAAUAUCUUUAUCAACGACAUUAUCUUGCGACGGCUGCGGCUGCUACUGCUUUGCCAUCAGGUUUUGGUGUACCGUUGAGUUUGUACGGGGCUUGGCUACCUAUGCGAAUGUAUGGCGGCGGUGGCGGCGGCGGCGGCGGCGGCGGCGGUGCUUCCGGCGUCCCAAUGUUACCGCCACAUUCCUCGGUCAGUUAUCCUUCUCAUCAGGAUUUGCACCAGAAUCGAUUAGUUCAUCAUUUGGGAGCCGGUACGAAUCAUCUUCAGGGUGCGGCUUAUCCCAACAACAACACCUUCCAUCGGUCUAUAAAUCAGCGUGGAUCUACCAGUUUCACGGACAGCGACGACGAAGGUAGCAUCGACUCACCGCCCUCUCCUGUUCACGAUCUCUCCAAAUCGAGACUAGGAUCAGAAAAUGGACGAGCCUCUGCCGAGAGCGAAGACGAAGGCGGAGGAACGAGCGGCACUGGCGAGGGACUCGAUACUACCGACGGCUCCGUCAACGGUACCAGAAGCAACGGUUCUCCCAAUGGACAAGGUCACGAAAGUGCCCGUGGAAAUUCCUCGUCUAAUUCGUCAUCCGGAAACAAAGCUCGUCGUAGACGAACUGCCUUCACGUCGGAACAACUUCUCGAGCUUGAACGGGAGUUCCACGCUAAGAAGUAUCUCAGUUUAACGGAGAGAUCGCACAUAGCGCAUGCCCUUAAGCUUUCCGAGGUCCAGGUCAAGAUCUGGUUUCAAAAUCGUCGAGCAAAGUGGAAGAGAGUCAAAGCUGGGCUCAAUGGCAGCGGAGGAAUCGGUUCGAACGCUUCGUCGAUGUCAAACUCGGGCGCAGCCGGUGGCCGUCACGGUGGAAGUACCGGACAACAUACCGGAAACGGUACGAGAAUCGUCGUACCAAUACCGGUUCACGUGAGUCGAUUGGCCGUGAGAUCGCAUCAUCAUCAUUUGGAGAAAUGUGCAAGACCAGCGCGCAUAAGAACGACUACGACGACGACGACGACGACGACUGCAACGUCUACGGCAGGAGCAGGAGGGGCGACUGUGAACGAAGUUUGUGCGACUUCGUCCUCCUCGAUUCUCGUUUCCGACGCUAUGGGUUUGGUGAGCUCCUCGAUGAACUUACCCAGUCAAUUGCAAAGUUCACCUUUGGCCGUAGGCGUUGGAAUCGGCGUAGGCGUCGGAUUAAGGGCCUUCAGCGUGCCAGCUCAUCGGGAUGGACUCAAUUCGGCUGGAAGGUAGUGAACGCUCGAAUCGCGAUCGCUAUCGCUCACAUCUUCUUUUACUUUUUAUCAGGAUAACGUUGUUACAUAUACAUUCCCUUCGGCGCAAUAAUUACCACCUACCUGCUACCGUGAGUCUGAAAUCGAGUCUUUUCUUUUUUUCUUUCUUUCCUCCUUUCUUUCUUUUUUUCCUUUUUUUUUCUUUCUUUGGUUUUUUUUCUCUUCUUUUUUCUUAAUAUUCCUCGCACCUUUUUCUCAACGAAAAACCCCUUCUCUCUGGGGGUCUUUAAAGAAAAGAGUCAUUGCACCCGGCGCUACUAACUGGAUAAGAAAAAGACACACGUGCAAAGCGUAAGAACGAAGGAGUAAAAAGAGUGAACGCGACGGUAGCCGCGACGGUAAAUAGACAUAAGAAUCGAAAGCUGUAAAUAGGAACGCGCGUAUCUCUAGGAUCGUAUUGUAUAUACAUCGGUCAUGCAUAUUAUAGAUAAUUUACGUUAGGCACGGUUUUACCCUAUCGCGCUCUACUCUGUUACGGUGAUAUUGUAUCGAUUUGCCGUGUGAUUAUCGCAGCUGUAUUAUACCGGUGUCUCGCAGAACGUUGCGACAACGUUUCUCCUACAUACAUAUAUAUAUAUAUG